AUGGCCCUCGCAGAGGGUGACAUGGUUGCUAAUAGCAAGCACGCUGUUCGGAGAAAUGUUGUGGGGUCUUCCCGGCUGGCCAAGACAGCACCACCACGUCCCCUGCCCCGCCCCCGUGGCGCCGCGAUCGGCCGCGCGCCCCACCCAGCGCCCGCCCGUCGCGCCGCGCCCGGCCGCGCGCCCCGCCCAACUCCGCCCGCGCUCCGCCCGGCCCCGCUCGCGCCCCGCCCGCGCCCCGCCCGCCUCGCCUGCCCGGCUCCGCCCGCGCCCCGCCCGCCUCGCUUCGCCCGGCGUCCGGGCCGCCCGGCUCCGCCCACCUGCCUCGCCCGGCGCUGGCGUGCCCUGCCCCGCCCUGCUCCGUCCAGCUCCGCCCAGCUCCGCCCAGCUCCGCCCAACCACGCCCGUGGCCUGCCCCACCCUGCCCGGCGCCGCCCGGCCUGCCCCUUCCCCGCCUCUGCUCCGCCGAGCCCCGCCCGCGCCCUGCUCGCGCCGCCCCUGCCCCGCCCUAGCCAGCCCCGCCUCGGCUAG
Molecule: messenger RNA, 528 nt
Organism: Lolium perenne
Lineage: Eukaryota; Viridiplantae; Streptophyta; Magnoliopsida; Poales; Poaceae
Source: RefSeq, a predicted model, not a curated record